This is a messenger RNA of Ricinus communis (castor bean), 938 nucleotides long. Its product is annotated as coiled-coil domain-containing protein 12. Gene Ontology annotation, cellular component: U2-type spliceosomal complex; post-mRNA release spliceosomal complex. NCBI's taxonomy places the organism in Eukaryota, Viridiplantae, Streptophyta, Magnoliopsida, Malpighiales, Euphorbiaceae. The transcript is spliced from 3 exons. Bases 306 to 602 code for a protein of 98 amino acids. The record is from RefSeq and is a predicted model, not a curated record.
GCUAGGGUUUUAUUUUAUCAUUUUCUAAUUGAGUCGCCGUCCCUUAUUUCCUCUUGUUUUUUUUUUUUUCUCUGUUAUAUUUGUUUCUUCCUCUUACUGCUGUUCUUUUCCCAAAGCUGUUCUCUUCGUCUUCUCCAUAUAGACACAAGGCGUAUCCACUUUUCAGUUGAAGGAUCCGGGAAGGAUCCCAUACCCGCACCCGUGUCUUGUAGUAUCGUACGACACGGGUACCUCUUAAAAAACGAAGAGUCCGAGCAACAUAUAGGAAACUGCAUUUUUCCAUUCCUUUCUGCAGUAAUCCAAGCAUGAAGUUUCGAAAUUACGUGCCUCAAGAUAAGGAGCUUCAGGAGGGUAAGCUUGCUCCAGCAGUGCUACCGAAGUUUGAAGAUCCUGUUGCCGCAGCACCUCCACCAUCAGAGAAGAAAGAGGAUCCAUUUCUCAACAUUGCCCCAAAAAAACCAAACUGGGAUCUGCGGAGGGAUGUGCAGAAGAAGCUUGAUAAACUUGAAAGGCGCACACAAAAAGCAAUUUACAAACUUAUGGAGGAGCAAGAAAGAGAGAAGCAGCUUGAUGAAGACGAAGGAACGGUCAUGGAGGAUUAAUGGUGGAAUUUAUCUCAUCCAGGAUAUAAGAAAAUCUUUUUUAUUCACCAAUCAAGGAUAGAUGUUCCCUUUGUCCAGCCAAAUUUUAUAGCUUAGUGAGAGAACUAAUUGGCUUUGUCAGCACUGGAAUUAUAUGUUAAAUAGGCUUACUAAUGUCUUCCAUUCUAAUUUCUUUGUGCAAUGUGCAAUACACAUUCCAAAGUUGUAAGUUAAAUAGGCUAAACUAAAACGGGUCUCUGCCACUUGAUGUAUGUAAAAUUUCAUAUAGAACUUGAUGUUACAUUGAGAUGUUAUUCGCAUUUUGAAGUUGAAAAGAAAUUUUGAAGCUUCCCUGGA